Molecule: messenger RNA, 1173 nt
Organism: Cetraspora pellucida
Lineage: Eukaryota; Fungi; Glomeromycota; Glomeromycetes; Diversisporales; Gigasporaceae
Source: the annotation of a GenBank genome assembly
AUGCUACUGGCGAUAGAAGCAUGUGAAAGACAAAUGGAAUCUACUGCUGAUAACAAAUCCAAACCCGAGUAUGACAAAAUUAUUGUUAAUAAGAGUAAUAUAUCUGAAGCAGCUUUUGAAGUUAUUCUUAGUGGAAAAGUAGAUUUUAUGAAUUGUGAAGGACAACAAACGCUUGAUUUACUCUUUGCAGCUGAUGAACUUGGUAUUGUAGAAAUAUUGGAAUGCAUUCAGAAGCAUCUAAUAGAAUAUCAAACCGAAUGGAUGGAUAGCAAUUUCAUUACUUAUCAUCGGAAAAUUUUCAGGAAUGAGGCUUUCAAGACUCUUCAAGAUUAUUACAUUAACAAAAUUUCAACCGACCCUACGAGUAUAUUUUAUAAAGAUGAUAUUUUUAGUCCAGAAACAUUAAAUUCUCUUGACGAAUGUGGGUGUAUUAAAUUAGAUGAAGCUAUUUGGGGUUAUAUUGUCAACUGGGCAAAACUUCAAAUUCCGAGAUUAGGAAGCAAAGUUGCAGGAUGGGCCAAGAAAGAUUGGGAUGAAUUCAGGUUUGCUCUCGAGCAAUGUAUUCCUUGGAAAAGUGUUUUAUCUUUAGGCUGGAAUGAAUUCCACGAUCUUUUAGUUCCUUGUGAACCAUUUUUGCCAUCAGAUAAAUUCGAAUAUGCACUUAAACAACAGUUAAAAAAAGCUUGUGGAUCAUCAGCUAUGAUUUCUUCUCCGAUUUCUAUUCAAUUCAAUGGUACAAUUAUUAACAUCUGUCAUGCUACAUUAAUUUCAAAAAUAUUUUAUCAAAAAUGCGAAGGAAUCCAGAAAACAGCAGUGAUAUUCAAAAUGGCAAAAACUAGUGCAUUAUACGGAGGGUAUAACCCUUUGGAUUGGAAAUUUGAUCGUACCACUAAAGAUAGUUUUAUUUUCAAUUUUGACGAAGAAAAAGCCGAAAUUACUAGGCUUAAUUCAUUUGCAAUUCAUAAAAAAACCGGAUAUGGGCCUUGUUUUGGCACUAAAGAUUUAUUGUCAUUCCCGGAUGGAGAUAAGACAAUUUUGUGGAAGACAAAUGAUAAUUCAGAAUCUUUGGCAGUUUUAGAUUACGAAGUUUUUCAGGUUGUGGAGAAGCCUAGAAGAUCUAUGCUUGGAUCUACAUCACAUCAGAGUAAUGGAAUAACUCACAAAAAAAGGUAG